Molecule: messenger RNA, 2555 nt
Organism: Umbelopsis ramanniana AG
Lineage: Eukaryota; Fungi; Mucoromycota; Umbelopsidomycetes; Umbelopsidales; Umbelopsidaceae
Exons: 4
Coding region: 224-2350 (708 amino acids)
Molecular function (GO): protein binding
Source: RefSeq, a predicted model, not a curated record
GCAUUAUUAGCACCGCGAUGAAACCAAAGAUAUUUUUUCAAUUAUAUCGAAUCAAAGGAGAAGAUAUGCUGUAAUUCAAGGUGGUGAGAGUGGUUUCUUAGAUUGGUCUUUGGAGAUUGUUAUUUUUUUUAUUUUUUUUUUUAGCAUAACGGAGAACGUCACCUCUUUUGUCACACUUCUGUUGUUUUGACCUAUUCCCGAAUACAACCUCAGGGUCCUAGUCAUGGCCGCUAGAGCAAGCUUAUCUUCCAUAGAAACCUUGGUCUCCGAGCUAUCGCUUAGCCGACCUGAUUCGUCCAGCUCCUCUAAUGAUGCCAUGGAUACAUCGCCACCGCCUACUCCGUCCUCACGACGCAGGACGGAAUCGAAUCCCCCAAUGCUACCAUUGAUGCCCAGCGCAGCAACCACAACAAGAAGACUUAUCUCAAAUGCUUCAGUGGAUGCUCCACUGGAACGGACGCAUAAAAUAACUGACACAGCAAGUUCUUCCACUACUCCAGACAGCAGUGCUAAUACACCAGCAACUGGGUCCUCAGUAACCGGUUACGACUGGCACCAGCAGUCCCUGAAUUUAUGUAUGCAUAUCUUUUCAAGGGGAUUCAUCGACGGCGUUGGAAGUGAUGUUACUGUAUCUGUGCCGGCAUGGAAAAAACAUUAUAAGCUUCACCGUUUAAUUCUGGAUCAAAAUCCAUAUUUCUCCACCUUGUUGAAUGGCAAUUUUCGUGAAGCUUCUUCAGGCAUUGUUACACUUCAUUUUGACGAAUCCAAUGCCUAUAUUACAGCUGAUUCAUUUGAAUUUGUCUUGGCCCGACUCUAUGGCAAAAUGAAUGACCCGGAUAUCAAUCACAGUAAUGUCCGCCAUAUUUUGGCUACAUGUUCCUAUCUUCAAUUAGAACAACUAUGCGACCAUUGUUAUCAUUUCAUCACGAGCGAUCUACAAGAAAAUAACGUCGUUGAUUAUCUCAUAUUCGCUGAUCAGUAUGCGUUGCACGGCAGCAGCAGGAUUCUGGAAGCUGUGCUCACGUUCCUGUGCAGGGAAGCCUGGAAUAUGGAUCGCCUGUCUAUCGCCCAAAUGCCAGUGGACUGGCUUCAAAAGUUGAUUGAAAGUGACGCUUUCUGGGUACCCAGUGAAUUCGAUCGGUAUAGAUUUGCCAUUCAGGUCAUUUCUGAACAGCGUAGGCUCUAUAGCCAACAACAACAAGAAAAGACAAGGUCGUGGGCUCCAUCACGAGAAAAUCUUGAACAUUCCAUAUCCAGUAUGUCGUAUUCUCGAAGUCGUCGACAAAGUGGCCUAAGCGACAAGUCAGCCUCGGAGAUGCAUUCAAAGGGAAUGAGUCCAGCUGCCAUCGAUUACUUGAACGAGGAACAUGAAGCUGUUUAUGAAGAUAUAUUUUCUAAUUCGAUCUUUUAUACCCAUAUGAAUUUUGACCAACUGGAAAAAAUAAGAAAAGACAGAGAUGAAAUCACAGGACAACGAUAUGUACCAGACCAUGUUCUCAAGGAUGCCCUGUGGCAGCAAAUAGAGUUGCGAUCCCGCAUUGAAUCUGCGAAUGAAAGGGAUACCGAUCUCGGGGUAACUAGUUCUAGCCAUCACGAAACCAUGGACGAUCAUACAAAAGUUCGAUACGCUAUCCCUAGUGACGACACGACGAACUCCACAGGAGAGUCCGCCUUAUCACAGGCUAUUGGCCAGAAGUCAAUGUCAUCCAGCCUAAAGCCUAUGCCAAACCCAUCAACUUUCAGCAUUGCCACCAAUCCCACCGAAACCUUUGCAAAAAGCUAUUCAAAAUAUCCCCCCUUUCGCUUCAGUGUUGAAUUUAAUGAUGUUGCCCAGCUUAAGCCCAAUGUCAAGGUCUAUUCUAAAAAUGUGUUUUAUGCCGGGUCCAACUGGAACAUGUAUAUUCAAAAGCACAAAUCUCAGCGAAAAGGUCCACUUUUAGGCAUCUAUCUGCACCGCCAGUCUAUUCCUUUGACUACGGGAUUUGGCGGCCAUACCGGAGCAGCGGUAGGUGAGCAAGGCGGCAAUGCUGAGCAUGCACGAGUGAGAAGCGAUUCGUCUUCGGCGAACUCUGCCGGCUACAGUGACAGACGUAAAUGUGUUCGUACUUGGUUUAAAAUAUUCUGUCCUGCACGAGGACCAAAGCAAGCCUUGACCUUAUUCCAAAGUUGUCCGGAUGAAUUCAAGGUCUCUCAAAGCUGGGGCUGGAAGAGCACCAGUCUGUACAGUGACCGGCCAUCCACUGUAGACGACCAUCAAGGAGUGAGCCCUGAUGCGGAGAUGACACGCAAUGCACCUGGCAUGCAAACACCGACAGCUUUACGCUUCUCAGUAGUAAUGGGUCACGUUUAGACAUUCUAUAGCGCAGGAUAGCAACAGACGAUAACCUACGCGUUCAUGUAAUAUUCUUUUACCACACCGUUCUUCAUAAUAAUAAUAAUAAUAAUAAUAAUAAUGACAAUAGGUGAGCAUUUUCAUCUCAAUUAUAUUUUUUUCCAUCAGCCCAAAUUUUUUUUUACAGCAAAACCGUUUUUCACGCAUAAAAAAAAAAAAAUAA